AUGCCAGUUGCUGGAUCUUAUGUACCAUCUACUGGUAUUUCUUCUACCUCUCCUACAUAUUCAUCUCAAAAUCCAAACUUUCCAAAAAUCAUUGAAGAACCACAUAGUCAUCGUACAGAUUCGUUUAACAGGCAUCAUAAUACUGAACUCCUAAAAAUGGCAAAAUGGAAACAUUUUUAUUAUUGGAAUCCAGUGGAUAAUAAAUGGAGAAAUCACGAAAUUUUUAAAAAUUUUUCAUCAGAAGAAAUUGAAAAACAAAGUGCAAUUAGGGAAUUUAUUGGUACUGAAAAGAAUCACUGUGAGGUUCUAAUAUUAUUGAUCCAAUGUUAUCAUGUUAAUCUAAAAGAACAAAAAAUAUUUAUGAAUGAUGGAGAUGUUAAUUUAGUUACACAAAUAACGAUGAAUACUUUACUAGAUUUUCACUUAAAUUUUUUAUCCUCAUUGAAACAAAGAAUGGAAGAAAAUAUUUGUAUUAAGGAAAUUAGUGACAUCAUACUUGAACGUUUUUCUGAUCAAAAAGAUAUGUUUAAAGUUUUAGUUAGCUAUACAGAGUUAUGUUCAAGUUUGGAAGAAAUGAAACGCUUAUAUGAUGUAACAAUUAAAAAGAAUGCCAGAUUCAGCGCAUAUUGUGCUAGAUUAAAUAGUGAUCCUCAUUUCAAGGGAAGAGAUUACAAAAGCUGUUUAGAUUUACUAGCUCAGAGAUGCACUAAAUAUCCUUUGUUAUUGGAACGUAUUAUUAAACUUGAAAAAAAUAGUAAACUACUGGAGAGAGCCUCUGCAUCGGCUGUUGCAAUGAGAAAGUUUACCUCAACAAUUGAUGAAAAUUUGAAAAAGUGUGAACUCAACAGGGACUGGGAAUCAAUAAGACAAAAAAUUGAUAGAAAUGAUGUUGGUAUUUUUGAUGGACAACCAUUUACUCUUCAAGAUUUAAUUUAUCAAGAUCCCAAUGAUCCGAGAAAAGUUAACUGUAUAACACAGGCGUACUUUAAGCCUCGUGGUUCACAUAAUUCAAUAAAAUUAUUGGUUAUUUUGUUUGAUGACAUAAUUGUCUUAUUUGUUAUGAAACACAAUGGUAUGUAUUUUUUUAAUUUGGAUGAUCACCAAGCAGUAUACUGUAUCAAAAAAACAUCUCUUAGAUCCAUUGAAAGACGUGAUGCAUUCGCUUUAAUCUACAAUUGCCAGAUGCACAUGGAUAUGUUGACAAUAGAAUUUGAUUCAAAAAAUAAUAUGCUUACUUUGGAAAAAGUUUUCUCAGAAGCUAGAAGAAAAUUGGAGAAUACAGAAAAAAUGGAUGGUGGAAAUCGUGGCAUAUUAACGUAUAGAAGAUGUAGCGCAGCUAACAAAGGUACUUGUUAUGCAAAUUUUGAAGAUACAUUUGGUUUGGAUGCUGAAACUUUUAAGAGAUAUAAUUUAUGGUGGUCAAGAAUGGAAACAUUAUUUGAUGAUAAGAAGGCUGAUGAUUUGAUGAUGCUUAAAUAUAUUCAAGAUCGUACGGUAUGGUACAAAGAGCUGAAAAAUCACAUUGGUCAAAUGCCAUUUGCAACAAAUAAACAAAUUUCUAAAAAGACUAUUGAUGCAAUUAUUAGUAUGUUUAAUGAUUUGAAUAGAAUCAAAAUAUAUGAUAACGCUGAUUAUCUUGAAUGUAUUAAACAAUUAGAACUUGAAGAUUGUAAGCUACUUUUUGAUAGUUGGAAUAAUAUUUUUUCAAUGAAAGAUGAUUUUAGUGAUAGUUUGAAAGGAAAAACUGUUAAACGUGUUUCAACUUACAAUGGUGACGAAAAUAAACCAACAACAAAAGAAUUUUUAUUAAAUAAUCGUCGUCAUACAAUUGUUUUCAAUGCUCUUGAAAAUGACCUUAUAAAAGUUGAGCCAAAAUGUGAUUUCUCAUCAUUUGCCGCCAUCAGGGGUGAUGUAUCACGAAGAGCAACUGAAAAAUUAUUAAGUGAAAAUGCUUCACUGAGAGCUGAGGUAAUACGACUCCGAUCAAAUAUGGCUUCACUAACCACACAAAUUGAAUUAAUGAAAGAAUGCAAAAACUUUGACAUCUUUUUAUCUUCUGAAAAAUCUGAAGAUGCUUGUAAUAAGUCAAUAAAGGGUGAAAAAGAAAGUAUCAAUGGUGAAAAAUUUAACAUUAUGGGAAAAUGUUAUUGUGAUAAGGAUGAACAAUUGCAGAAAAAACUUGAGGUACGAGAAAAAGAACUUAAGAAAAAUCAUUUCAUUCGAAUUGAUAAUGAUCUGACAAAUCUUUCUGGAUGUAUUGUUUCUUCUGGAAAAGAGUUACCUGACACACCUGAUAGUAGUGACUUCUAUAACUUACCUGGUGCUGGAUGUUAUGCUACCAAAAUAAGUCAAACUGUUGAUUCUGGAAAAGAAGAAAAUGCAAUAUUUCAAUGGCCAAAACCAGUUAACAAGGAAGGGUCUCCAAAGGCAGAUUCAUUAUUUUCUAAAUCAGUUUCAAGAUCUAAAUCAUUCUUUUCUUUUCACAAUGACAAUAAACCUUCCAUUAGCCUAUCUGCCAGAUCAUCCUUUAAAAGCAAAGAAAACCCAUUUAAAGUUAAUGGCAAAAAAUAG
Molecule: messenger RNA, 2571 nt
Organism: Strongyloides ratti
Lineage: Eukaryota; Metazoa; Nematoda; Chromadorea; Rhabditida; Strongyloididae
Product: Dbl homology (DH) domain and Pleckstrin homology-like domain-containing protein
Exons: 1
Coding region: 1-2571 (856 amino acids)
Biological process (GO): regulation of Rho protein signal transduction
Molecular function (GO): guanyl-nucleotide exchange factor activity
Source: RefSeq, a predicted model, not a curated record